GUAAAUAUUCUACAUAUAAAAACCACUGAAACGAAGAACUGAACAGUCAUAUUUCAACUAAACAUACAACAGACCACAAGUUUUUAAAAAUAAUAAUAAAAUGGCAAAUUUAUUAAAAAUUAUAGCCUUAAUAGCGGUUGUUUUACCUGGUUGCUUAUGUGUUACGAUUAAGCCACGCAGCAGUUGGGGUGCUGCCCCGGCCCGUUCUCCCGCCCGCAUACGUGGCGCUGUAGACUAUGUUAUCAUACAUCAUUCCGACAAUCCCAAUGGCUGUUCGACGGAAAGUGCUUGCCAAAGAUUGAUUAAGAAUAUACAAACCGAUCAUAAGGGUCGUCGUAAUUUCAGUGAUAUCGGUUAUAAUUUCAUUAUUGCUGGCGAUGGCAAUGUUUAUGAGGGUCGUGGUUGGGGUCUGCAGGGUUCUCAUGCCCCCAACUAUAAUCGCAAUAGUAUUGGCAUUGUAUUUUUGGGUAAUUUUGAAAACACCAAACCUUCAGAUCAAAUGUUGCAAAAUGCUAAAGACCUCAUUGCUCAAGCUGUUAGUGAUGGUUAUUUGAAGGAUGGUUAUACUUUAUUGGGUCAUCGUCAGACUAAGGCUACUUCUUGCCCCGGCACUCAGUUGUAUAAUGAAAUCAAGACUUGGCCUCAUUGGCGUAAUAUUUAAAUUUUAUUAGAAUUUUAGAAUAUUUACUCGUAGUCGUUAAUAAUUAGAACUUAAUUUUACUGUAAACUUUUAACUGUAAAUUCAAUAAUAUUGUUUAAUUAAAUUUAUUAAAAACUUUUAUAUAAAAA
Messenger RNA from Lucilia sericata (common green bottle fly), 789 nucleotides. RefSeq names its product peptidoglycan-recognition protein SB1 (gene PGRP-SB1). Gene Ontology annotation, molecular function: peptidoglycan binding; N-acetylmuramoyl-L-alanine amidase activity; zinc ion binding. The record is from RefSeq and is a predicted model, not a curated record. NCBI's taxonomy places the organism in Eukaryota, Metazoa, Arthropoda, Insecta, Diptera, Calliphoridae. The transcript has 3 exons. Gene Ontology annotation, biological process: innate immune response; peptidoglycan catabolic process. Bases 101 to 661 code for a protein of 186 amino acids.